This is a messenger RNA of Penicillium paradoxum, 1980 nucleotides long. RefSeq names its product serine/threonine-protein kinase. The coding region runs from base 1 to 1980 and encodes 659 amino acids. Gene Ontology annotation, biological process: microtubule cytoskeleton organization; protein phosphorylation; intracellular signal transduction. Gene Ontology annotation, cellular component: cytoplasm. Gene Ontology annotation, molecular function: tau-protein kinase activity; protein serine/threonine kinase activity; ATP binding. The record is from RefSeq and is a predicted model, not a curated record. NCBI's taxonomy places the organism in Eukaryota, Fungi, Ascomycota, Eurotiomycetes, Eurotiales, Aspergillaceae. The transcript has a single exon.
AUGGCGCACAGCGAGAGGGCCGGAUUGGCAAGCGGAUUGGCAGGCUUGAGAAUUGAAACUCACUUUCAUGAGCGGAGCAACUCCAGAUGGGGAAGUGAAAAUAGUGGGAGGAAAGCGACAACAGUGGGCGAUGGUAUCGAGAGCGACUACACCAAACAAUCUCAUGAUUACGCGCGUCGCCGCGAUACUGAUGAAGACCGCAGUUUGUCAAGUGAUCUACACUCAGCGACCCCUCCUAUAUCCGUCCCUCGUCCCGAUGAACAGCGUCACGCAAUCGACAACGACAAUUACCCGCAUAAGCCCGAUGAUGUGCAGGGAUCCCCGCUCGACAGCUAUCUGCAGACUCGUCGACCCUCGAUUUCUUUCAACCCUACGGUCUCCGUGGACUCCGGAAACCAAAUUCCGCUAGAGGAACCACUCUCUACAGGAGAUGUGAAGAACCGUCCACCGCAGAGAUUCGAGUCUCGCAGCUCUGGGCUCCGAAAUGCCCUUUCACAAGACGAUGACCAUGUCGAACUGAACAACGAAUCCCCGAAUUGGAGCCCUAAACGAGCACACGAUCGGGGGUUCCCGACCGGGCAGUCCCGACCCCAGCCCUUUGCGAGGUCUGAGAAUGGCUCGAUUAUGGGCUCAGAACUUGACCGACCAACGUCACUGACGUCGCAGUCGACGGUAUCUCCGGUCACAGACGAGUUGCGCACUCCCCCUGAUGACUCAACCCACACCAUGCUAUCGCCGUUUUAUCUGUCAUCGCCAACUCAAUCUUUCGCAUCGCCUGAAGAGCGUUGCAGCUCCUGGUCUGGGGGUAUCGCAACCCCGUUCGGGAGCAAGCGCAGCUCUACUCUUGAUCGUAGCAGCAGUCUUCGGAACUCUACGCGGCACAGUUCCCGGCGAUCGACUACUUCGAGUGGCAAGUCGCCCGCUAGCAUGUUUCUAUCCAUGUGGGGCAACCGCGAAGAACCUGUCUCCCAGCCAGAUGACGAAGGCCAGAUGGUCGGAGACGACUAUGUCCUCGGAAAGCAAAUCGGGUUUGGAGGGUUCAGCACCGUAAAGGAGGCCUACAAGGCUGAAAAGCAUGGUGAAACCAAGAGACUCGCUGUCAAGAUCGUGAAAAAGCAGGUUACAGGACGAAGUGAGCAAGAAAACGAUGAAGUGCAAGCUGAAUUUGAUCACGAAGUGCGAGUAUGGCGAUACCUUAGCCAUCCGCAUGUAUUGACGCUUGAUGCCGUAUAUGAAACAGAUUACGCCACAUUUUGCUUCACCAAACUUGCUAUUGGUGGUACUCUCUUUGAUCUGGUCCGUCAAAAUCGAUCCGGACUUGAUACGACAUUGGCAAAGAAAUAUACAUAUCAACUCGCCUGUGCGAUCCGUUACUUACACGAAGAUGCCCGCGUGGUUCAUCGAGAUAUCAAGCUUGAGAACUGCCUGCUUGAUCCUGUUGAGGCUGCUGACGGCACAACAUCUUCGAACCUGGUACUGUGCGAUUUCGGAAUGGCGGAAUGGAUGUCAAUGGACAGCGGCGGCGACUCACCCGAUCCCUACGAGGAUGCCGCUGACCGUCCGCCGCCCCAGCAAAUGGGCCCGGCAGGAUCCAGUACCAGUGUUGCGGGUAGUCUGGAAUAUGCAUCUCCUGAACUACUUCAAUCAGUAGACGGUGUCAUUCACCCUGCGGUUGAUGUUUGGGCAUUUGGCGUUAUCGUCUAUACCGUCAUCGUCGGCUCACGGCCAUUCCAAGAUUCGUUUGCCCCUCGCAUCCAAGCGAAUAUCCUCAGUGGUACCUGGGACUGCGAUGCCGUCUCUGGUGAUUAUACGGACGACUACAUUCGCCAAGAUCGCCAGCACGCCCUCGACUUGGUCCGCGGGUGUCUGGAAAUGGAUCCUAACCGGCGUUGGUCUAUCCGUGAUGUAAUAGCAUCACCCUGGCUACGAGAGAUUCACGAGACGACUGAACCCUCUCCUGAUACUGUGUGGAGACUGUGA